GCGUGGUGAGAAGGAAGGGGUCGCGGUUACCAUCGAGAUAAAUGCGUCGCCCCGUCGGCGGUGGCGAUCAGUCGAGCUCUGGUUUGCGUCUCGUCGGUGUCAACGCGCGACUCGAAUCAUUCACGGCACACAGUGGGAUACAACACAACAAAACAAAAAUGCGUUUUCUACACGCGGGGACCAUUUUCCUCCUCGCCGCCAUUUUGGGCACCCAUGCAUACCGCCUGCCGAGUAACAUUGUUCCGCAACACUACACACUUAAGAUUUUAACUAAUUUAGGAGAUGAAAAUGGUACUUUUGAUUUUUGUGGAAAUGUCACCAUCCAGGCAACAGUCGUGGAAUCAACCAAAAACAUAACUCUGCACUCUAAAAACCUUGACAUAGACCCCAAAAAGAUCCAAAUCAACGACGAAAAAGACAUCGUAGAUACCACACACGUCGACGAAGAGAACGAAUUCUUCACCAUCGUGCUAAAAACCCCUCUGGAACAAAAUAAACCAUUAAAAAUCUUCAUAGCAUUCAAGGGUAAACUAGAAGAUGGUUUAGCUGGUUACUACUUAAGUUCUUACAUUGAUAACGAGAGUAAGGAACGCAGAUAUCUCUCAAUAACACAAUUUGAGUCCACGGACGCACGCAGAGCUUUCCCUUGUUUCGACGAACCGGAAAUGAAAGCCAAGUUUACCAUUUCCCUAGGCCACAAUGAUAAAUACACAGCGUUGAGUAACAUGAACGAAAUAAAGAAAGAACCAAUUGAGGGGAAACCCGGAUGGUCCAUGACGCACUUCGAUGAAACCGUCCCAAUGUCCACAUAUUUAGUAGCAUUCAUGGUAUCGGAUUUCGGUUUUGAAACAACUGACAUGACCCAUAGCAAUGUCACCUUCAGAAUCUGGGCCCGGAAAGACGCAUUGAAACAAAUCCACUUGGCAGCUGAAGUAGGACCCAAAGCCUUGUCAUACUUCGAAAACUUCUUUGACAUAGCCUAUCCUCUACCUAAACAAGACAUGGUCGCCAUUCCGGAUUUCAACGCAGGCGCAAUGGAGAACUGGGGAUUAAUCACCUAUCGUGAAACAGCCCUGCUCUACGACCCGGAAGUCUCCUCCGCAUCAAGUCAACAAUCAAUCUCUAACACCAUCGCUCAUGAACUAGCACAUCAAUGGUUUGGUAACCUGGUAACCAUGAAAUGGUGGACAGAUUUAUGGUUGAAUGAAGGUUUUGCUACCUACAUGGCCGCCCAGGCCGUAGAUCAUCUCCAUCCGGAAUGGAACUAUCUCAAUGAGGAAGCUGUGAAUAACCUCUUGACAGUAUUUACUUUCGAUUCGUUAAAAUCAUCACAUCAGAUAUCUGUACCUGUGGGACAUCCAAGAGAAAUCGCUGAAAUAUUUGAUACUAUUUCAUACCGGAAAGGAAGUUAUAUCCUGCGUAUGAUGUCGUUGUUGGGUAAACAAACCCUUAGAACAGGUGUUAGUAAGUACCUCAUGAAGCAUAGAUAUCAGAAUGCUGAACAGGAUGACCUCUGGGCCAGUCUCACUGAAGUCGCACAUAAAAACAAUGUACUUCCGGCUAAUUUGACAGUUAAAACAAUCAUGGAUACCUGGACACUCCAAACAGGUUAUCCUGUCAUUUCUGUUAAUAGAAACUAUGAAACACAGAAAGCGGAAGUGAGUCAACGAAGAUUCCUCAGGGAUCUUAUACUGAUGAAAACCGUGAAUGAUUUUUGGUGGGUCCCAUUGACUUAUACAACUUCCAGUGAGUUGCAAUUCAAUGAUACAACCCCUAAACAUUUCCUGCCGAAUAAUGCAGAUGCUUUGACAAUUGAUGCACCUAAACCCGAAGACUUUUUAUUGUUUAAUAUUAAAAUAGCAGGGUUGUAUAGAGUUAACUAUGAUGAAAAGAACUGGAAACUCUUGAGUGAUUAUCUACAGUCAGAUAAAUUCAAACACAUUCCUGUUGUGAAUAGGAUUCAGCUGUUGGAGGAUUCUUCAGCGUUGGCAUGGACAGCUGAUUUGAGUUAUGAUGUCUUCUUUGGGAUUUUGGAUUAUUUACAUAAGGAAGAUGGGUAUUUACCGUGGAAAGCAGCGUUGAGUAGUUUGAGUGACCUGCAGAAACAACUGAAACGCACGAGUGAUUAUGGUUUGUUUAAGAAAUAUAUGCGACAGGUGAUUGAGCCUGCAUACAAGAAGUUUGGAAGGAUUAGUGAACCUUUAACUGAUGAAAAAACACCCAAAGGAUUGCAGAAGAUUAAGUUACAAGCUCUGGUUGCAAGUAGUGCUUGUACUUUCAAGGUUGAGGAGUGUGUGGAGGAUUCAAAGAAGAUGUUUGCUGAAUAUAUGAAGGAUCCUGUUAAAAAUAGUUUGCCUAAGAAUCUACGUUCUAUUAUCACUUGCAAUGCUAUUCGUUUUGGUGGUGAAGAAGAAUGGGAGUUCAUGUGGAAAGAAUACUUGGCUUCCAAUGUUGCAACUGUGAAAGACGCCAUUUUGAGUAAUCUAGGAUGUACUACGGAGCCAUGGUUAUUGCGGAGAUAUUUGGAACGCGCAAUGCAAGAUGACAGCGGUAUUCGCAAACAGGACUUUGUGUCUGUUUUCCGGUCUGUAGCAAGAAACCAAUAUGGUUUCCACAUUGCCAAGGAUUUCUUGGAGGAGGAGAUUGUAAACAUUGCUAAACGAUUGUAUCCCAAUGCACGAAGGUUGACAAGGUGUAUUCAACCUCUUGCUGAAAGAAUGAUUUCUCAGAGUGAAUAUGAUUGGCUCGACAGAUUAACGAAAACCAACGCCGACGCAUUCAAAGACUCUCAACAAGGCGUCAUCCAAGCCCUCGAAACCGUCCGCCUCAACCUCCAAUGGCAGAAAACUCACCACCCGGAGAUCAAAACCCUGAUUUCCAAACACAUCAAAUCUUAAACCCUUUUACACACCAGGUAACGACAGGUAAACACACCACGUCAAUACACAUUUUACUACCCACCACAUUUUUUUUUUAACAAAACAGUUGUUUAAUUUAUUUUCACUUUACAAGAGUUGCAUUCGCGCUUACGAGUUAUAAACAAUGACAAACUUAAUAUAUAUAAAUAUAUAUCUAAAUGUAAUAAAUCUAUAUCGAAGAGUGAGAAAAUA
Molecule: messenger RNA, 3110 nt
Organism: Dalotia coriaria
Lineage: Eukaryota; Metazoa; Arthropoda; Insecta; Coleoptera; Staphylinidae
Product: aminopeptidase N-like
Biological process (GO): peptide catabolic process; proteolysis
Cellular component (GO): cytoplasm
Molecular function (GO): peptide binding; metalloaminopeptidase activity; zinc ion binding
Source: RefSeq, a predicted model, not a curated record